Messenger RNA from Callithrix jacchus (white-tufted-ear marmoset), 6445 nucleotides. It is a transcript of the gene ACSS1, whose product is annotated as acyl-CoA synthetase short chain family member 1. Gene Ontology annotation, molecular function: acetyl-CoA synthetase activity; AMP binding. The record is from RefSeq and is a predicted model, not a curated record. Lineage: Eukaryota; Metazoa; Chordata; Mammalia; Primates; Cebidae. Gene Ontology annotation, cellular component: mitochondrion.
GCAGCGGCUGGGCCAGGGCCUGGGCCCCCGAUCCGCCCCGCGCUCCACUGCACCCUUUCCCCACGCGGCUCCCCUCCUCCUUAGCGGCCCCCCUUCUCCUGGGCCGGAGAAGAAGGGGUGGGACCGGGGCUGGCUCAGGGAAGGGGCCUGGGAGGAGUGGGUGGUGGCCGAAGGGCGGAGCAGGGGCGGGGCCGGCGGAGACUCCAAGGGGCGCCCCAGGCUUGAGGCACCCACUCUGGGCGCACAGAGAACUCGGAAGUCGGGCUGGAUGGCGGUGCAUAGCUUGGGCCGUGGCGUCGGUCGGCUGCUGGGUAGCCUGCGAGGGCGCUUGGGGCAGCCAGUGCGGCCGCCGUGCGGGGUGAGCGCGCCUCGCAGGGCGGCCUCUGGACCCCCGGGCAGCGCCCCCGCCGCCGCCGCCGCCGCAGCGCAGCCGGGCUCGUACCAGGCGCUGAGCGUGCUGGCAGCUCAGGAGCCGGCCGCCUUCUGGGGGCCGCUGGCGCGGGACACGCUCGUGUGGGACACCCCCUACCACACCGUCUGGGACUGCGACUUCAGCAGUGGCAAGAUCGGCUGGUUCCUGGGAGGCCAGUUGAAUGUGUCUGUGAACUGCUUGGAUCAGCAUGUUCAGAAGUCCCCCGAGAGCGUCGCUUUGAUCUGGGAGCGCGACGAGCCUGGGACUGAAGUGAGGAUCACCUACAGGGAACUGCUGGAGACCACAUGCCGCCUGGCCAACACACUGAAGAGGUAUGGAGUCCACCGUGGGGACCGUGUUGCCAUCUACAUGCCGGUGUCCCCAUUGGCUGUGGCAGCAAUGCUGGCCUGUGCCAGGAUCGGAGCUGUCCACACAGUCGUCUUCGCUGGCUUCAGUGCGGAGUCCUUAGCUGGGAGGAUCAAAGAUGCCAAGUGCAAGGUGGUUAUCACCUUCAACCAAGGACUCCGGGGCGGGCGUGUGGUGGAGCUGAAGAGAAUAGUGGACCAGGCUGUGAAGCACUGCCCCACUGUGCAGCGUGUCCUGGUGGCUCACAGGACAGACAGCAAGGUCCACAUGGGGGAUCUGGACGUCCCGCUGGAGCAGGAAAUGGCCAAGGAGGACCCUGUGUGCGCCCCAGAGAGCAUGGGCAGCGAGGACAUGCUCUUCAUGCUGUAUACCUCGGGGAGCACCGGGUUGCCCAAGGGCGUCGUCCAUACCCAGGCGGGCUACCUGCUCUACGCUGCUGUGACCCACAAGCUUGUGUUCGACCACCAGCCAGGUGACAUCUUUGGCUGUGUGGCCGACAUCGGCUGGAUUACAGGACACAGCUACGUGGUGUAUGGGCCUCUCUGCAACGGUGCCACCAGCGUCCUUUUUGAGAGCACCCCAGUUUACCCCAAUGCUGGUCGGUACUGGGAGACAGUAGAGAGGUUAAAGAUCAAUCAGUUCUAUGGUGCCCCAACGGCUAUCCGGCUGUUGCUGAAAUAUGGUGAUGCCUGGGUGAAGAAGUACGAUCGCUCCUCCUUGCGGACCCUGGGGUCAGUGGGAGAGCCCAUCAACUACGAGGCCUGGGAGUGGCUGCACACGGUGGUGGGGGACAGCAGGUGCACGCUGGUGGACACUUGGUGGCAGACAGAAACCGGUGGCAUCUGCAUCGCACCACGGCCCUCGGAAGAAGGGGCGGAAAUCCUUCCUGGCAUGGCGAUGAGGCCCUUCUUUGGCAUUGUCCCCGUCCUCAUGGAUGAGAAGGGCAGCGCCAUAGAGGGCGGCAACGUCUCCGGGGCCCUGUGCAUCUCCCAGGCCUGGCCGGGCAUGGCCAGGACCAUCUAUGGUGACCACCAGCGGUUUGUGGACGCCUACUUCAAGGCCUACCCAGGUUAUUACUUCACUGGAGACGGGGCUUACCGAACCGAGGGUGGCUAUUACCAAAUCACAGGGCGGAUGGACGACGUCAUCAACAUCAGUGGCCACCGGCUGGGGACUGCAGAGAUCGAGGACGCCAUGGCCGACCACCCUGCAGUGCCAGAAAGUGCUGUCAUUGGCUACCCCCACGACAUCAAGGGAGAAGCUGCCUUUGCCUUCGUCGUGUUGAAAGACGGUGCGGGUGACUCAGAUGUGGUGGUGCAGGAGAUCAAGUCCAUGGUGGCCACCAAGAUCGCCAAGUAUGCUGUGCCUGACGAGAUCCUGGUGGUGAGACGUCUUCCAAAAACCAGGUCUGGAAAGGUCAUGCGGCGACUCCUGAGGAAGAUCAUCACUGGUGAGGUCCAUGACCUGGGGGACACUAGCACCCUGGAGGAUCCCACUGUCAUCAUGGAGAUCCUGCGUGCCCACCAGAAGUGCAAGGACAAGCAGGCGGCUGCCAAGUGAGGACAGUGAACACGGUCAUCUGCACACCAGCAAGAGGGCCCUCCCCAGACACCCAUCUGCACAGCAGCAAGAGGGCCCUCCCCAGACACCCAUCUGCACAGCAGCAAGAGGGCCCUCCCCAGACACCCAUCUGCACAGCAGCAAGAGGGCCCUCCCCAGACACCCAUCUGGACACCAGCAAGAGGGCCCUCCCCAGACACCCAUCUGCCAGCCCCUUGAUCUUGUACUUCCCGGCCUCCAUAGAAGCAGAUUUCUGUGGUCUAAGCCACCCAGCCUAUGAUAUGUAGUUAUAGCAGCAGAUGAGUACAAAUGAACACAACUUUCCUACUUAAUAUUGCACGGAGGGUGUGACAAAGAACGAAAGGGGUUCUGGACUGUGCUGCAUGCUGCCCUACCAGCAGAGUUCCCAGGGCAAGCUGCCUCCCUCAAACUGCAAAUUCAGGAAGAAAAGCAAAUGCUGUGAAGAACUGCCGGCCAGCUACUUGACUACUUUGGUGCUGACUUGUGGUUACUCUGUAGGGUGCUCACCAGUGUUCCCUUGGUUGCUACAAAAAUAAUCAACAAACAGAGCUGCUCCAGGGCUUCUGGGCAAGGCUUCCUCCUCCUCUAGCUUCUAGGAUUCCUGUUCCGUGUUUACUUGGCAUCACUGCAAUACCCUUCUGCUAUUCCACGAAGAAAUUUCUGCCGAGCAAACAGAUUGGCUAUCCAACCUACUCCCAGCUACCCUGUGGGAGGGCCAGGUCUGCAGAGGCCUCUUCCCUUUUGGGAGUGCAGUUCUGGCUUUUCCACUUGACACUGUGACUUCUUUUCAUCAUGGAUUGUUUAGAAAAAUAUAUAUUUCUAAAAUUUCUAUUUUUUUUCUUUUGAGAUGGAGUCUCGCUCUGUUACCCAGGCUGGAGUGCAGUGGCACGAUCUUGGCUCACUGCAACUUCCACCUCCUGGGUUCAAGCAAUUCUCCUCCCUCAGCCUCCUGAGUAGCUGGGACUACAGGUGCAUGCCACCACGCCCAGCUAGUUUUUGUAUUUUUAGUAGAGACGAGGUUUCACCUUGCUGGCCAGGGUAGUCUUGAACUCCUGACCUCAGGUGAUCUACCUGCCUCAGGUGUUGAGAUUACAGGCAUGAGCCACCACACCUGGCCUAUUUCUAAAAUUUCUAAACAUUUAGUUUUUGUUAUUGGUGUUUAGCUUAUUUGCACUGUGGUCAGAGAGCAUGUUCUCCUAUGACUUUAAGUGCUCUGAAGUUUGGCAGAGCUCCAGCCCAGGCGAGGGGAGGGGUGUUUCCUCAGCGUCUCACCUGCAUCCCUGCAGCUGCCCCCCAGCCCAGCACUGCAUCUCAGGUGUCUCCUGCAGGCCAGCAGUCCCUCGGCCCCCAGUGCCAAGUGGUGGUGGCAGUUAUUCUUCAAGGUCUUCAGUCUUAGAGACACGGGACUCAGGUUCCCCAAACUGGAAUGCUAUAUGUAUUUCUUUAUUUUCUAUUUGCUUUUAAAGUGCUAGUCUAUUUCAAAACGAGCUUCCACCAGUAUUUUAAAACUCCUAAUGCACAAGCCAUACCCCAGACCAGUGACACCAGAAUUUCUGGGGUGGGACACAGGUAUCUUUCCAGAUGAUUCCAACAUGCAGCCAAAGUUGAGAGCCACUGACUUAAAGUUCAGCCCUUCUGGGGUGACACAAGCACAGCUGCAAUGCAUGAGGCCCAGUUGAAGCCUUUGCCUCUGCUGCCUAGCAGACGCAGCUCUUCCCCAUUCUGUGGAAUGCCUCUGAGUCCAGUUGCUGCCAUUGUGAAGGUGCCCACACUUCCAUUAUGGAGCCCAACACUGCCAUAGCCUCCUGGCACAAGGACUUGAAGGAAGGAAACCGGAGAAGCAGGAUCUGAGCCGUGGGAAGGGAAGGAGAAGGCGCUCAUCUCCUUAGGUUCGCCUCUCUGGCGUGUGAAUGUAAACAGAGUGGAGCAGGAGACUGGGCCCCUGAGAAAACACAGAUGCUUAAAGUCAGUUACUGAGUUCAAGAGACCUUUCUCCUGUGAGUUCACAAGUGACUUGUGUUCCAGAUUUGCUUCCCUAUAAAGACUUGGGAGCUCUGAGGCACUUGCUGAAGUGAGUGAGGGUCUACAGUCAGAUACUGAUAAACCAGGUGAGUAACCCCGAUCCCAAUCCCCAGUGCCCACAGCAGUGCCCGGCACAUGCAAGUGCCCAGUGGUAUCUGCAGAAUGAAGAGUGAACAGGCGCCACCCUGACCUAGACGAUGAGUGGAAGGACCAAGCUCCGGUCUGCCUGGUGGAGAAAGGCAGGGGACGGAGGUGCCAGCUCAAGCUCUGGAGUUCUCCGGUGGCGGGAGGGGAAUGAACAGCUCUGAAGGCAUAGGGCAGACCUAUGAAGAAGGCAAGCCCCAUGUGGCACCUGAAAGCCCUCCUGCCUGCUGCUUUGGCUCACAAGCAUCAGAGCGAGGAAAUCAGGGUACCCUCCCCCACCUUGCUCUCUGGAGGACAGAAAGGGAAGAAACAGAGAAGACAGGCCCAGUUUCUUUGUCUGGGUAGGGAGAAGGGUCAUGCUUUUGCUCAGCUGUCCAGCUAGCUCUUCUCCCUCUAUUAAGGCCAUGGGAGAGUGAAGGCAUCCCUCACAACUUGCUCCCUCUCAGCCAUGCUAGAGGAAUGCCAUCACUCCCCACACUUUCCACUUGUGAGGGCCCAAGUUUGCACUUGGUUCUGUUCUGGUGGCUGUUGCUAAUAGCUAAACUGAGGCCCCCACCUGUGCCAGUCUUCAUUCCAGAUACAAGAAAAGUUGUUGGUUAGUGCCCCUGGAACUGGACCACAGGGAACCAUCCCUGGCCAGAGAGGUGACAAGCCAGAGGGCAAGACAGCUACCCUAAACAAACCCAGAAGCAGGAGACAGGAGAGAGCUGGGUGUCCCACACCCUAGGACACUACCAGUCAGCACCUGAGUUUGGAAACCUGUUGUGAUCACUAACAUUUUCAACUUCUUCUGAAACAGAGUGGAACUUGUCUGGUAAGAGCCACCAGUUGGGUAAUCUGGGGUUUUCUCAUCUCUCUGUUACUGUAGAUCCAAACUUCUGCCACAUAGCCUUCUGAAUGAACAAACACCUCGGGCAAUUUCUUUCCUAAAGAAGGACAUGACCUUACCCAAACCACACAUCUCUUCAUUACUGAGAACCAAGGAAACAUUGAACUCUUACAAAUAUGCAUAAGUUUUUUCAACCAACAGAAAAAAAGCAGGACAGUCAUCAUCAAAAUGGAAAUGAUUACAGUUGACCUUUGAGCAAAGCGGAGGUUGGGGGUGCCAAUCCUAGUGUGGCUGAAAAAUCCACAUAUAACAUCUGACUCCCCCAAAACUUAAUUCUGAAUAGGCUACUGUUGGCUGGAAGCCUUACUAACAGCUGUAAACAGUGGAUUAACUCACAUAUUGUAUGUUCUAUGUGUUAUAAACUGUAUUGUUACAGUAAACUCAGCUAGAGAAAAAAAAUGCCAUUAAAAACCAUAAGGGGCCGGGCGCGGUGGCUCAAGCCUGUAAUCCCAGCACUUUGGGAGGCCGAGGUGGGUGGAUCACGAGGUCAAAUGAUUGAGACCAUCCGGGUCAAAAUGGUGAAACCCCGUCUCUACUAAAAAUACAAAAAAUUAGCUGGGCAUGGUGGCGCGUGCCUGUAAUCCCAGCUACUCAGGAGGCUGAGGCAGGAGAAUUGCCUGAACCCAGGAGGCGGAGGUUGCAGUGAGCCAAGAUCGCGCCAUUGCACUCCAGCCUGGGUGACAAGAGCGAAACUCCGUCUCAAAAAAAAGAAAAAAAAAAAAAAAAACCAUAAGGAAGAGAAAGUAUCUUUACUACUCAUGAAGGGGAAGCGGAUCAUCACGAGGGUCUUCAUCUUCACUGUCUUCACGAUGAGUAGGCUGGGAGGAGCAGGGAGGGAGGGGGAUUGCUUCUGUCUCGGGUGGCAGCGGCAGAAGAGGUGGAGGAGGUGGAAGGGGAGGCCGGUGUAACUUUUAUUGAAAAAACAUUCUCCAGUGAGUGCACCUGUGUAGUUCAAACCCGUGUUGUUCAAGGGUCAAGUGCAGUUACUUUCAAGAGAUAGUUUCUGGAUGUAAUAAAACACGAUUAAUGAG